AUGCGUGGAUUGCUACCAUCGGAUCAUAUCACGGUCCGUUUCAUUAUCAGUGGUGCCGAGAAGGUUGAACAAGCCAAACGACUCUGCACACCGCAGGCAAACAAGCAAUUCGAUAAUGCCAAGGAAUUCAGAUUCUGGAUUCGCAGUUUGACCAUCCAGUUAUCGGAGCUAUGCGAAUCAGACCACGCCCGCGACUAUCAUUCGGAGCAGCGAGAUCUUGGUAUACGGCCCUUCAGUACUGGCAGUCUCACCAACAGGAGCAUCAGCAAAGACCUUGCCCGAAUAUUGAAUACUCCCCUGAGCCCGAGCGAACAGCAGGAGCAUGGAAUGGGCUACGUCUACGUCCUACGGUCCCAGAUGGGUCCCAGCACCAUGGCCUUGUUGAAGAUUGGCUUUUCAAAGUUCCACCCGGAGCAUCGAGCACACGAACUUGCUCGAUGUCUGGCGCGACCGGAAGUGGUCAGCCACACUCCCCUGGUGCCGCAUGCGAAGAGACUGGAAUCGAUCAUUCACGCGGAGCUCCAGUCUAGUCGGAAAAUUCAGUCUUGCCCAAGAUGCUGCAAGAAUCAUCAAGAAUGGUUUGCCGUGGCGCACGCGGAGUCUAGAGAAGUCCUAACGAGGUGGAGCACGUGGAUCCUUCAACGACCCUAUGUGGACGGUAAGCUAACGGAUAAAUGGAAAGACCAUCUGGGAACCAUGGAUUUUAAAUCCGUCGAUGACAGCACGUCUCUAGCAGAGUUUUGGGGGACUAUAAUCGACGAGUUUCCUCAGGGUGGGUCCACAGACGAUCGAUCGCAGCGCAUCGGGAAGUACCUGAACGAUUGCUACUGGGAUGUCAUGUGUGACCGGCUUGGCGUCACCCAGUACGGGAAAGAUUUCUGUGACUCGCUUCGAGGAGAUGUACCUCUAGGCCCCAGUGGCACAGGAACUUGGAGAGAUGAGUUACAAACCAGCUUUGAUGCUGUAGGAGAGAAACUUCGCGGCCUUCAGAUGAAGGAUGACGGCCGAGAUGACGGCUACGAAAUGGACGACCGCGAUGCGCUGGCAAACUUACUGACCGAGGGUGUGUUUCGUCCGGGCAGAUCGCGCAACGACCCGAUUGAUGACCUAGACACCCCGAUCAGUGCCAUUUUCAGCACAGAUACGUACCUUGGUCGCAUGUUUCAUCCCGAAACAAAGCUUCGCCAUCUUUUAAAUCCGGACAAAUCUCCAGGCCCGCUGCUUCGUUCAUUUCAACGUCAAGAAACGGAAUCCAGGGCCGCAACAAAAGAUAUGCUCAAGCUCGUUGAGUCCUUGAAGACCCUCAAGACCGGGGCGGUCUCUGUCAGCGAUCCCAUUCUCGGAGUUACCGAGUCACCCCUGGGCGACGCCACUAUGCUUCCUGUUCUGGCGAUCAAAGAUUUGAAAUAUCUCAACCCGCUUGUGACCAAUUGGGUUGGCAUGAAUCCCACGAACGCCGGAUUUCAGUACGUCCAGGAAGCCUAUGCCAGCGGUAAAUGGUUUGGCAGCAAGCCGCGCUUCCAGCUACCAAAGGCGUACCGCAGGGCUGGGUAUAAAAGCCUUUCGGCCAAGGAUGCCGACAACGCCUCGUCUUCAAAGAGGCGAGCACAAGAAAGAGCUAAAGAUGGCAAAAUAACUCCCGAGCCCCUUGUGGAUGAUGUGGACCCUGAUCGAAUUUAUAAUCAACCUAGCUUCCAGCUCACCCGUGGGCCAGACUCGGAUGAGUUCAGAUGGACAGUCCCGAUCAAUGACGAGUUCAUCCAAAAAGUCAACCAAGGCCUUGAAGAGAUACGGAAUGGAGGACGCGCAGACAUGGAGAAAAAGCUCGCAAAGGCGUUUCGUGACGUGGGAGUCGACGUGCCUAUGAGCGAAGAUAAAGAUUCGACAGACUCCAACUCUUUUAUCUCGUCCGACUCCUCGUCCAGCGAGGAGGAGGGACGAGAUCUGCACGCAGAACAAAGUCCCGGAACUCUUCCAAUGAUUCCCGCCAAGCGAAGAAAAGAGUCCAGCUGUAGCAUAGACCUCAUCAGCGCAAAAAAGGCAAAGUCGUGGCUGCAAUCGCUGUAA
Messenger RNA from Exophiala aquamarina CBS 119918, 2067 nucleotides. RefSeq lists its product as uncharacterized. The record is from RefSeq and is a predicted model, not a curated record. The transcript has a single exon. NCBI's taxonomy places the organism in Eukaryota, Fungi, Ascomycota, Eurotiomycetes, Chaetothyriales, Herpotrichiellaceae. Bases 1 to 2067 code for a protein of 688 amino acids.